CUCAGCACAGUGCUGCUGCUCAGUACUGAAUCAUGUGUGUGAACAUUAUUUGGCGGAUUUUACACCUGUUUAUUAUAUAUAUUACAUAUAUACAUGGUUUGCAUGCAUGUCAGGUAGAGCUAAUAACCAACACAAGUUUAACCACUGGGCUGCAAUCUGACGUAUUGCUGCCUUGUUCCUUUACAUCAGACCUCUUAGAGUCAAACAAGACAGAAGGAACAAGCGUGGUGUGGAUUCAGAACACUACUGCGAACCCAAACAUUGUGGAGAUCACUCUGGAGGGUGAAUCAAAAUUCUGGAAUGACAGAGGUGGACGGAUAAAAACAUUCCCAAAACUAAAGUCUGAGUUGCCAGACUUCUCCAUCCUAAUCCAUAAUGUGCAGCAGUCAGAUUUAGGUCAUUACUGGUGUAAACUGUAUAUAGAGACUUUCUGUCUCCUAGCCUUUGUAAAUAUUGACCUACAAGAAGCUGUUGUUUCAGAUAACACAGUAACUUGGCUGAUUCUACCUGCAGCAACAGGAGGAGGGAUUGUGCUACUUGUAUCACUCAUAAUAUGUAAACUUGUUAAACGUCAGAAAAAUACCAGGGAGGUUGUGUAUGAGAACACCUCUGAAAUCCGCAAAACAAAGUCGAUCAAUAAAAAAAGUAUCGUCAAAAAUAUCACCAGUGAACCUGCUUAUGUGAACACCUCAGACAUCCACAGAACAGCGUCCAUCCAUAAAGAAAGAACUUCAUGCAACAAUCCCAUCUACAGUUCAGUCGAACAACAAUAAAUGUGUAUAUUGAUCACAGUUUUAAAACUAUUAAACAAUGC
This is a messenger RNA of Triplophysa dalaica, 814 nucleotides long. RefSeq lists its product as uncharacterized. NCBI's taxonomy places the organism in Eukaryota, Metazoa, Chordata, Actinopteri, Cypriniformes, Nemacheilidae. The transcript has 8 exons. Bases 33 to 773 code for a protein of 246 amino acids. The record is from RefSeq and is a predicted model, not a curated record.